This is a messenger RNA of Strongylus vulgaris, 219 nucleotides long. Lineage: Eukaryota; Metazoa; Nematoda; Chromadorea; Rhabditida; Strongylidae. The record is from the annotation of a GenBank genome assembly.
AUGGUUCAAGCUUAUAUCACUGCUGGAUUCAUGACAGAUGAUACGGAUUUGGAUUCGAGGCCGAAAGUUAAUGCAACACCGGAGGAGAGAGCUCGAGCCCUUCUUCCUUUACACCUAGCACUGCAAACCAUGUUAGAGAUAAAACGACACCUCACGCUGCCUGAGCAUAUUCUCAUGACGAUGACGAGGUAUGUUGCAAUUUGUGCCUUUUACAUGUGA